This is a messenger RNA of Ornithorhynchus anatinus (platypus), 3337 nucleotides long. RefSeq lists its product as uncharacterized. The record is from RefSeq and is a predicted model, not a curated record. Bases 127 to 2184 code for a protein of 685 amino acids. The transcript is spliced from 3 exons. Gene Ontology annotation, molecular function: protein binding; calcium ion binding. Lineage: Eukaryota; Metazoa; Chordata; Mammalia; Monotremata; Ornithorhynchidae.
AGUAGAGGGAAUCUGCAAAGCAGAAUAACAUAGUUGUAUUGUAUUCCAGGAGAAAAUGAAGUUCCAGCUGAAGAUGCACUAGUUCUACAACUUCAACUUGCUAAAGGACAGGAAAAAUUCAUUGAGAUGCUGAAAAGCCAACAGAAGGUAAUUGCAGAUUUGCAGCAGAAGCUUACCGAGCAGCAGAACACACUGAUUAGCCAGCAACAAGAAAUUCUGGAACAGCAGAUGAAAAUGUACACUCAAAUGGAUAUGAUAAAAGUUCAGUAUGGCAUGCUUUUUGACUCAGUGAAGCAGAUGUCAUUCCAGAGUUUGCAGGAAGACAUUCAACAAUAUUUCCAAACUCAUCUUCAAGGACUUCACAAGCAGGUCAGAAAUCAUCUCCAAACAUCCUACUCGGUGCAUAAAGUUGGAUUUGAUGCAAAAGAGACUGGUGUCGGGCAACCUUCACUGGACUGUGGCCCGUGUGAAAGUGAUGAAUUUUGCAAUUUCCAAAAGACACCAUCAUGGUGUGAAAAAUGCACUCUGUGCCCUGCUGGCUUUUUUCAAAUGUCCGAAUGUUCCGCAAAUGCUGAUCGGAUUUGUCAGGACAGAGAUGAGUGCACUGAAUCUCCCAAUAUUUGUGGUGAAAAGAUAAAAUGUCUGAAUACUCCAGGGGGCUUCCGGUGCCUAGGAGUGGCUGAGAAGGAUGCAGCGCUGGGACUGUGUGGUGAAGGGUAUUUCUUCAAUAAAGAAAUGCAGGAAUGCCAGGCCUGUACGGCGUGCGAGGAAGGAGCAGUGGCAAUGCCCUGUGCUGCCAUCAGCGACACCGUAUGUGCAGCCCCCAGAGAAAGUCGACUCUCUGAAGCCUGGGCUGCAGACGUUGCCUUACCCCACACAGAGGCAGGUGACAUCCCAGUCUACUCCGGCUUUAACCUCAAGAUCGAAGGUGAACAUCCAGGGGAAAUAGGAUCGGUUCAAGACACUCGCCUAGUCUUCAGGCAACACGGCCUGGUGUGGGCAGACCUCAAUUUUGCUGUGAAACACAACUGCCGGAAUUUUCUCCAGCUCUCCCUGAGGUUAAAUAGUAGCGAGGAGGGGUACGAACUCGGCGGGGUUCGCAUUGAGCAGCCAGAGGGCAAGUAUAUCCAGAGCACCACAUUAAGCAGUUCAGCAGAGGUGGAACCCAGCCAGACCCUCUCGGUGACCCUGAAGAGCCCAAAUCAGUUCUGUAACCGGAGUAAAGAUUUGAAUGUGUACAACCUCAGCACACCCCUCAGUAUCUUCUGGUUGUCCCAUGACACGGGGGCUGUGGCCAUGAGCGCCCAGAUGUCAACUGCAGUACACUACCAAACGAACCACCGCCCAACUCUUAAAAUCGUCUCGGUGUCUGACCCAUAUAUGAUCAGCUUGUCUCACGACGGAAGAGGUAUAAAGUUCACCGAGGCAGGAGUCAUCAAGUUUGUUUUCCAUCAAGCCCUGUACUCCAUGGGCCACACGUGUGUCCGGGAAGGCUUUUCCUUGAUUUCUUACAUCACCCGUAACAGCACCAGCAUUGAACUGGUGAACGUUUUCAAGUCUGGCGUCAAUUACAGAGACACGACACUGUCAUCCUCUGGGGCCACCAAAGUCCAUGCCGGGGACCUGAUAAGCUUUGAGAUUCUGUCUCCAGCUCAGUGCAGUGUGCGCUACUUUGGAGACAACUCUGGUGUCAGUAUGUUUAGCCUCAUCUGGAUCCCGUCAGCAGUCUCUACCGCUCUUUCGGCCACUGUUUCCGUUUCAGGGUUACCCACGGGAGCUGUCAGGAACAAAGUUUUGGACUUCAACCUCGUCACAUCCAAUGAGAACCAGAUUCAGCUGGUUUCUUCCGGGCCAAUGGCUCAGAAGUAUUUCGUGUUUACUGAAAAGGGAAUUGCCAGCAUUGCUUUUAAUCUAAAGUUGAUCCACUCAUGUAAUGUAAUCAAAAUUACUUUGAAUGAGCGGAUCCGUGGUCAGUUGCAACCAGCAGUACUUGCUCAGCAAAUUGGAGGUCAGAUGCCAGAGGGAAGCCUAUGGACCAGUGUGGGUCUCCGUUCUUCUUUCGAAGUCCACAAUGGUACAACGAUUUCUGUUUCCCUUGACUGUGUCCGUGGAAGGAUCAAUCAAAUCGCUCAUGAACACGGCACCAGCAUAUCCAUUUUGUGGAUCUCGUCUCAACUUUCUUAGCGAAUGGUAAAAACUAGCCAGGUGGCUGGUCUCAACCACUGAAUAUCCAGGAGUCUACACAUUGUUAAUCAGCCCUGCCUUAUAUUAUUCUUUCCACAAGUUAACUCUAAAACACCAUGAGCUGGAUUACCUAUGCAAGCAGAAGACUCUGUAAGAAACCUACAUUGUGAACGCUUGGAUUGAAGUCAGAGAGCCUAGGGCUCAGGUCAGGUGCUAAUUUUAAAAAGACAUUCUUUUAAAAGCAGGUCUUUUUCUGUAAAAGUGGUUAGAGAUAAAACAAAGUUCAACUGAAACCAAUGGCCUUACCUGGUAUUAACUCUAAGUUCAUAUACAAUUGCCUCUGGCAACUGUUUGCCAGUUUCGUCCUAUCAGACAAAUCUAUUGGAAAGACUUCCACGUUCACACACAAAGACGAUGUGCCACAAAUUAAAGUUAAAUAUAGAGUUUAUAUUUCAACCUAUAAUUUACAACAUCCACUUCAAGGGAAUGUUAUUAAUUUUACUCUUAUUUAUGCUGCCUCCUCUGACUUAUUUAUCUCUGUUGAUCUUUUACUAGUCUUUCAAUAUUUAGAUUCUAUUUUUAACUCUUCAGAGCUUAUUCUUUUAGGCAUUUUUUAUACCUAACUCCUUUCCGAUUUCUCACAACAUUUUUCUCCCCCUCCUUAAGCUUAUUAGUGGAAACCUCUAGGAGACCUAUUGUGUAGACUGUGGAUAUCUUCUUUCUGUUGGUUAUCUCUGAGUUGAUUGGAUUGUUUCUAGCCACCAGUCAAUUAGGAAGCAAAGUGAUGGGGGAAAACAGAAAUUAAACCAAUAGUCUCAGUGAUGAGUGAGUUGGGAUAUUAGCAUGGUGACCAGGCUUUAAUUGCUGAGAUUCUUUUCUAUACAGCUUGCAGGUGGUGAGAUCACUGCCUUAGGAUGGGAUGAGUUGGGAAAAUAUGGGAUUCUCUCAUAUCUGUAGGGAGAGCCAGACCAUCAUUCCCCUUUGCCUAGGGCUUCCCGAUCAACAGUCUCCUAGUCGGCCCACCCAAUGCUAACUCUCCAGAAUGUAGCUAGCUCCUCGUCCUGCCCUAUUCUGCCCUUCCCAGCCAAGAACCUCAGCUGGUGAUCCAGACCUUAUUGCUCACAUCUUUAGCUGCUGCUAAUAAUGAUAAUAA